Molecule: messenger RNA, 1467 nt
Organism: Malassezia japonica
Lineage: Eukaryota; Fungi; Basidiomycota; Malasseziomycetes; Malasseziales; Malasseziaceae
Product: phosphatidylglycerophosphatase
Exons: 5
Coding region: 1-1467 (488 amino acids)
Molecular function (GO): phosphatidylglycerophosphatase activity
Source: RefSeq, a predicted model, not a curated record
AUGAACGUGCCCGGGGUGCUGGCCGUUGCCAGUGCGCUGGUCCGCCCAGGCAUCCUGCGUCCGCACUUGUCUGUUGCAUCCCUUGCACAAGUCGACUGGCACAAGGUGUACGCCUCCGGCGUGCGGUACACGCGCCCCCACGAGGACCACCUCGCGCCCGCGCUGCAGCGCUCGUGGAGCGAGUGCAAGGCCGUAUUUGGGUCCGACCAUAUCCUCAUUGUGAGCAACUCGGCAGGGACCCGCAGCGACCCCGGGGCGCUUGCGGCGGAAAACGUCUCGAGCCAGCUCGGCGUCCCGGUGCUGUGUCAUGCGUCCAAGAAGCCGUCGCGGCGGUGCGCGCAGCAGGUCGUCGACUACUUUCGCGAGCUCGCGCAGCGCGGCGCGCACCCCGACGCGGUGCCGCACGUCUUGGUCAUCGGCGACCGCCUCACGACCGACGUCGUGCUGGCGAGCCGGAUCGGCCGCCUGCUCGGCGCGAGCGUGCCGCGCACGGAUACGGACCUCGAUGUGCACGAGGACGUGGCGCCGCGCCUUCCGCUGUGCACCGCCAUGCUCACCACCCAGCUGUGGGCGCCGGAGAAGCUCGGCACGCGCCUCAUGCGUGGCGCAGAGAACAGCGUGCUGCGUGCGCUCGUGCGUGUGGGCAUCCCCCCCCGCGGGGGCUGGCGCACGCGCGCGGCGUACGUCGGCCCGUCGUGGACGCACGACGUGCCCGACGUGCCGCUCGCGCAGCUCCAGCCGGAAAAACAGCCCCAGUCGAUCCUGAUCGACGCGGCGGCGCGCCAGCUCCCGCCUCGGCUUGUCGCGGUGCUGCGGGGCGUCGGCCGCGCCGGAUACCACCUCGCGCGCAUGCUGCACCUGCUGCCCGUGUGGGAGCGUGUCAAAGGCGGUGCAUGCACGGUCAUGCGCGAGGUCUUUGCGAGUGUGCAGCACACGCGUGAGCUCACCUGGUCGGCGUUUACCGCGGCGCCCGUCAAGCCGUGGAAGUCGACGUGGCGCACCCCCCGUUCGAACGUGCUCAAGGAUGCGGCCGUGCCGCCGGUCGGCUCGCUGCGCAGUGGCACGCGGCGGCGUGCCUUUUCGACGUGUGCCGUGCGCCGUGCCGCCCCGCGGCGCGGCGCGCGCCUCCCCCCCGCCGUCGUCCCCCCCACGCUCUUUGGCGUGCCGCUGCGGCAGUGGCUCUUUGCGCUUGUGGCGAUCGUCAUUCUCCCGACCGGCUUUAUCGGCGGCAUCAAGCUGAACGACUGGCUGGCGCAGUGGCGCGACGGCGACCUGUCGCACGAAGGCGACGUGCCGGCGAUGGCCGACUUUGCCCCCCCGCCCCCCGAGGUGGACGAGCAAGGCGCGACCGUCGCGCAGCUCACGAAAAAGAUCCAAAGCCUUGAGCGCGACCAUUUCCUGCUGCGCCGCGAGCGCACCGACGUCCAGGCGAAGCUCGACCGCCUCGCGUCGCGCCUGCCAGUGUAG